AUGCGUAUCAAGUACUGCGCUGACUACAGCAAAUGGCCAAACGCCUCAAAACUGAUGAGCACUUACGGUGAUAAUCUGAAUCUCUACGAAACACUGUACGCCUUCCAGAAGCCGUAA
Molecule: messenger RNA, 117 nt
Organism: Haemonchus placei
Lineage: Eukaryota; Metazoa; Nematoda; Chromadorea; Rhabditida; Trichostrongylidae
Source: the annotation of a GenBank genome assembly